AUGCCGGCCGCGUCGGCCACGGGCGGGCACGCCGGGCGGUGGCCCCGCGUCGGCCGCGCGAGGCACGCACGGGCGGUGGCGGAGCCAGCGUGCCGCGCCGACCCCGGCCCUCGGCGCCCGCGGAGCCCGGCCCCGCUGCCCCCACCCCCGCCACCCACCUCGCCGUCUUUGCUCGCUCGGCGUGGAGCCCGGCCGGCCGCCGCCGUGGCCAUGGAGCCGCGCGCUCGACGCCUUGCCCCGUUCGCCGCGCUGCGGCUACGCGGCGCCGAGGCCCGCCCGCUCGCCCGCGCCCUGCCUCGCUCGCGCGCCGUGGCCGUGGAGCCGCCCGCGCUGCGGCUCUGCGCGGCGCCGGGACCGCUCGUUGUGCCGGCCGCCCAUGCUGCUCGCCCCUUCGCCGCGCCGCUGCAGCUCCACCUCGCAGUGUCCGCGCGCCGCACCUCGUCACUUCGCCAGCGUGCCGUACCUCGAUGGCGGUCGCGCCUCGCCUGGACGCCGACCGCACGCUACACCUUGACGGCGGCGCCUGUGCAUGGACGCCGCUCGCGUCUCCCCUGA
Messenger RNA from Lolium perenne, 555 nucleotides. NCBI's taxonomy places the organism in Eukaryota, Viridiplantae, Streptophyta, Magnoliopsida, Poales, Poaceae. The record is from RefSeq and is a predicted model, not a curated record.